This is a messenger RNA of Wasmannia auropunctata (little fire ant), 2531 nucleotides long. RefSeq lists its product as uncharacterized. Lineage: Eukaryota; Metazoa; Arthropoda; Insecta; Hymenoptera; Formicidae. The record is from RefSeq and is a predicted model, not a curated record. Bases 983 to 1600 code for a protein of 205 amino acids. The transcript has 3 exons.
CUACUUAUGCAUAUCAUUGUCGUUAUCUAUGUUGAAAUGGUGCACGUCAUUGUUAAAUGAUAACGCUGAACGGCAAUGAGGGGGUCUUCAUUCGCUUAUCGCGUAGUUAUCGUAAAGUCGUCGUAAAGGUAGAAGCUUAUUGUUUUUCAAUUUUUAAUGUUGCAACGCUGCUGUGACGAAACUGUGACUGUAAAACUGCCUGAAUAAUUCUAUUUACAAUUAGAGCUGCAGUUCCACAAACGCGAGCACCCUUCGGUACGAUGCGCCGCGCGAUCGUCGAAUCGCAUCGAGAGUGACAAUCGUGAGUUUUUAAAUAUAUUGAUCGACAUAUAAGGUACGCGACCGAGUGACAAAUAUAUUUCUCGUUCGCGAUCUCGCGUCACUAUCUGAUCCUGGUAUGCAUUCACCACGAUUUACUUUAUAUCUUAGUCCAAUAUAAAAUCAUUUUCCAGUAUUUCUUGUCGCUCGCAAGCGAUUUGCAUGCGUUGUGUAACCUGCAGGAAUUCAAUGCAUCAAGGAAUUGAUUUGGACUCCUCACUGGGCAUCUUGCACUGACAGCUAGAACAAACAUCGUACGGAACAGAGGCGUCUGGAUAAACGAUGGGUUGACACGAUCGAGUUUAGAUACUUUCGUUUGCGCUCAAGUGUUCCCCAUCUGUUACGCAACGUUAGUGCGACGUAAAACAAUGUAGAAACAUCUUGCUUCGAACGGUACACGAUGUUUCACAAAUCGAUAGGUUUGGUACACAAAAAUCCGAUUGCACAUCGACUAUUAAUAGAUAUAUUGCUCCGAUAAUUCAGUCGGCUCCUAACAAUAUAUCCCCACGUCAAGAAGAUACGAAUGAGAAUAUGAAAAGCGGCACUUUUCUUUAUAUAUCAGCUCGAGGAUCGUUUAUCAUCGUAAAUAAGUACUUGCGAUAAGCCAUGUAGAUUAAUAACGGCCGAAGGGAAAAUUUGACUCUCCAACUAUCUCAUAUCCAGGAUGUUUUUUUUGAUUCUGUUGGAUGCGGAUUGCUCCGGCCGCAUGCUGGCUACUAUCCUGGUCGCGUGGGUAACGACGGCGAUGAUAGCCUCGAUAUUACUGCAAUGGGAUCACAUGUGGAUCGUUUUGGUGGUACUGACGGUGCUCUUCUUCCUGGUUUGCGGAUACACCGUCUACACCGUUAAACGAACUCACGCGAGAAUUCUGAUCGAGCAACAAAGAGUGGCGAUUCGGACUAUCUCGGACAUUACUGCCAAUCGCAGACAGACGGGAUCUUCGACAAUAGCGGUGCACUCGACUCCAGAUUUACCGCCGUCUUAUGCGUCUGUGGUGGCCGUUCAGGGACCAUCGAUGUCUACCCAGACGUCAGUGACCAUCGGUCCACCUGAGGACAAAUUCGAGAAUCCUCCGCCGUAUUCCAUCGCGAUCGCUUCUAUAAAUGCGCAAGAACAAAACGUGGAAAUCUCGAGAGAACAGCCGCCCGCGUCCACGGAAAAGGACGAUGCUGCCGCUUCAACUACUCGCACAAGAAUUCGACGUAUUAUGGAUGCCCGAACGGUGUCCCGUUCGUCGCACGUGGAUGUCCACAAGAUGUACCGAAUAUGUUCCGAGAAUUGAAUUAAUCCUGCAGAAGACGUGGACGGGAUUGGCACUGAAAAAAAUGCCGAAAUGCGUACGAACGAAUAUUUUGACGAUCCGCGCUCAUAAUAUCGAUUGGGAAUAACCCGAAUCUAUAAUUCGGGAAUAAUUCGAAUCAUGAAAACGAUCGUUCGUAUCUUGAAUUGAGAUAUCGUCAACGAGAAGAGUUUCACCGAAGGAAAGCGACCGAUCAGAAUUCGUAUGUAUACGAUCGAACAAAAGCGCAUUUGCGGACAAAAGUAUUGCGACAUCUGUUUCGUUGAGAAAAUUUUAGUUGAAUAAGUUCCACUUUUUAUAUACGCAAUAUUUUAUCUCAGAUUUUAUGAUACACAAAAUCUUAAUUAAAUUUUUAUUCUUCUGAAUGUUCUUCUCAACACACAAGCGGAUUGUCUACAGUUAUACACACUUAUUAUAAUUUUUACAGCAAUCGUCCAAGUAUUACAAAGACUGAGACCGAGUACAAGCGGUUGAUCUCUUUUCAGUAUAUAACUCGUAAUAUUCGAAGACACUCAGACAGCACACGCGUUUUCUAUGAAACAUAUAUUACAAAGUCGUCAUUUUUAAGACGUCUUUAAAAUUUUACUGGAAGAUGCUCUCAAAAUUUUUUGACAAUCCAAACCAAUAGAUAUUAUACAUAUAUAGAUUUUAUGACAACGUAUGUACGAUUAACUUUAUGUGCAAGAUAAGCGUUACAAUGCAUGUAAUAUCUGUUGCUCUCCUUAUUGUAUGUAUGUAGUACUACGUCACAAAUUCAACUACAAAAUGAUAAACGAAUGGGCCACACGACUGUCGCGAGAAUAUACAAUUAAUUCUGCAUGUACGUGAUACGGAAACAAAUAACGUAUAAUAACAUGAAUUUUAUUAUUACUGAAAACUGAAAUAUUGAACAAUAAAAAACAAUUAACGAUAA